Messenger RNA from Impatiens glandulifera, 1453 nucleotides. RefSeq names its product phytochrome-associated serine/threonine-protein phosphatase-like. The transcript is spliced from 10 exons. Gene Ontology annotation, cellular component: cytoplasm. NCBI's taxonomy places the organism in Eukaryota, Viridiplantae, Streptophyta, Magnoliopsida, Ericales, Balsaminaceae. The record is from RefSeq and is a predicted model, not a curated record. The coding region runs from base 264 to 1175 and encodes 303 amino acids. Gene Ontology annotation, molecular function: protein serine/threonine phosphatase activity. Gene Ontology annotation, biological process: peptidyl-serine dephosphorylation.
AGAACGGGUCGUGAUUAACGAACGAGGUCACAACCCCCAUUUAUCAUCGAUUGCUUUUGCAGCCGUUUCUGCGCCAUCUCGAGUCCACCCUUUUUGCACCAGAGAGACGAUACAUACAUAUCGCACUCCAACUGAGCUUCUAUAAACAUAUAUACAUUUCUCUCGCUCGUUUGCUUGCUCGCUCGUUUGCUCUUAAACUUGUAGGUAGAGCACACACGACGGGUGAUAUAUAUAUACACAUUUAUAUAUAGAAGACGCUUCUGAUGGAUUUGGAUCUAUGGAUUUCCAAGGUUAAAGAAGGUCAACACUUGGCCGAAGACGAGCUUCAGCUCUUAUGCGAAUAUGUGAAAGAUAUCCUUAUUGAGGAAUCAAAUGUUCAGCCUGUCAAUAGUCCAGUAACUGUUUGUGGUGAUAUUCAUGGUCAGUUCCAUGAUUUGAUGAAACUCUUCCAGACAGGGGGUCAUGUACCUGGGACAAAUUAUAUUUUCAUGGGAGAUUUUGUCGAUCGCGGGUACAAUAGCCUUGAAGUUUUUACAAUACUUUUGCUUCUUAAAGCAAGAUAUCCAGCUAACAUAACAUUGCUUCGUGGAAAUCAUGAAAGUCGUCAGCUUACUCAGGUCUAUGGAUUCUAUGAUGAAUGCCAGAGGAAGUAUGGAAAUGCCAAUGCUUGGCGGUACUGCACUGAUGUUUUUGACUAUUUGACUCUUUCUGCAAUUAUAGAUGGAACUGUACUCUGUGUCCAUGGUGGACUUUCGCCUGAUAUUCGGACAAUUGAUCAGAUUAGGGUUAUUGAAAGAAAUUGUGAAAUUCCACACGAAGGCCCAUUUUGUGAUCUUAUGUGGAGUGACCCUGAAGAUAUUGAAACAUGGGCUGUGAGUCCUAGAGGAGCAGGAUGGCUUUUCGGGGCUAGGGUUACUUCCGAGUUCAAUCACAUAAACAAACUUGAUCUGGUUUGUCGGGCACACCAACUGGUGCAGGAAGGUCUCAAGUACAUGUUUCAGGAUAAGGGCCUAGUAACAGUAUGGUCUGCACCAAAUUAUUGUUAUCGAUGUGGUAAUGUGGCUUCGAUAUUGAGCUUCAACGAGAAUAUGGAAAGAGAAGUGAAGUUCUUCACUGAAACGGAGGAAAAUAACCAGAUGAGAGGACCUAGAAGUGGAGUGCCAUAUUUCUUAUGAUUUAUCAAUAUUUUCUCAUUAAAAUGAUUUGUGCAAUUCUUUCAAUUAUUAUUAUUAUUACGGUAAUAGACAUUUUCAAAGAAUAUAUCUAUCUGUGUUAUGUGAGUGGGGAGACAAAUUAUUAUUGGCCAAAAAAACAAACAAAACCCCCCCUCCUAUCUCUGUUGUCUGUUCUUUUUUAGCUGCUUUUUUGGGUUCUCUCUAUAUAUAUGUUUUGUGUAACUUUUAUUAUUAUUAUUAUUGGUAUGUAGUUGUCAAAAUCUCAUUCAUAUUCCUAC